AUGGGUCUUCUUGCCCUGGGGACCGCUCUGGAAUGGCCAGAGGCGAAGAAGAAGGCUGGCCAAGUACGCCAGUGGGGCAUUGAGCAAUUACUGGCGAACUGGCGACGAGCUCGUGGCAAAGAACGCGAUGCCCUUCUUUGGGGUGAUGAGAAGCUAAUUAUCCCUCCUUCAAUAACGCAGGUAGAAUAUCUCGUGGUAGCCUUGGACGAUUCGAGCAAAAAGGCCCGGCUAUCGCUCGCCCAGGCCGAAAUUCUGAAAUCCCUUGCUCGGGACGAGGCACUGUGGCAGGCCGGGGGUAACAAAGAAAAUGGCAGCAAUGGGGAACAUGAUGGUGAGGAGCCGCCUCAUUUCCACCCGGAAUUCGGUCGUUUUAUGCUGGAAGCCACACCCGGGCGACCCUGGGGAAUCGGGUUCAAGGACCUCCUGAAGGUGGAGAGCAACAUGAAGUGGAGGCGAGAGGUCGCGAAAGCGCACAUGGCGCCAAACGAAUCCCCGAUCACUCUGACCACAUUCCCCCGGCUGGGCACGAAAGAUGAUUAUAUCCAGCCCUAUUAUCCGCCAUCUGGGCCUGCCCUGCGUUCUCAGUUUGUCCCCGAUGAGAUCGCUAAUCCGCAUAUCCGCUUCCCAACACUGGCUGCCAAUAUUCGCUCUCGAAGAGGGCGUAAGGUCGAAUUGAAUGUGCCUGUCUAUAAAGAUCUUAACACCCCUUCGCCAUUCAAGGACCCUACCGUCAACUAUGACCUCCAUCAAUGGCCCGAGGAUGCGGACGUGCGUAACGGCGCUGCCAAAGACGACCAUGUCUAUAUGGAUGCAAUGGCGUUUGGUAUGGGCAGCUGCUGCUUGCAGAUUACUUUUCAAGCCAAGAAUAUGACGGAGGGCCGAAAGCUUUACGAUCAGCUAAGUCCGCUCGGCCCAAUUCUUCUUGCCCUCACGGCGGCCACCCCUAUAUAUAAGGGCUUCCUCGUGGACACGGAUGUGCGAUGGAACCAGAUCGGUAAUGCCGUGGACGAUAGAACCCCUGAAGAGCUAGGAGAAGCUCCUCUCAGGAAUGACCGCUGGAGAAUCCCCAAGUCUCGGUAUGCUUCAAACUCGACUUAUAUUUCUCAAGAUCCUCGUCUACGGAAAGAAUACCUCGACCCGGAUUUGGUUGUAGAUGAGGAUAUUAAGAAUCGGCUGAUGGAAGGAGGAAUGGACGAUCUCCUGGCCACGCAUUUUGCACAUUUGUUCAUUCGGGAUCCAUUGGUGAUAUUCUCCGAGGAUCUGGAAGAGUUGGAUUUGACCAAAGGCGACCACUUCGAAAACCUUCAAUCUACCAACUGGCAACACAUGCGGUUCAAGCCCCCGCCUUCCGAAAAGGAUGACAUCGGUUGGCGAGUGGAGUUCCGGUCCAUGGAGAUUCAAAUCACGGAUUUCGAAAACGCAGCAUUCAGCAUCUUCAUCGUCCUCAUCACCCGAGCUAUCUUGAGCUUCAACCUCAACUUCUACUUGCCUAUUCCCCGAACGACCGAGAAUAUGGAGACGGCUCACGCUCGCAAUGCCGUGCUUGACCAGAAAUUCUAUUUCCGCAAGGAUCCAUUCGCCCAGCGGACUCCAAGAAACCCCCAGCAGUCGUCCAACGGCAGCAACUUCUCCUCCGCUACCUCCUCGGCGGUUAACACGCCGCCACCCUCUCCUCCCCCUGGACCCCGCGGGACUUUCCCCGGUCUUAUUCCCCUCGUGGAGUCCUAUCUUAACAGUGUGAAUGUGGAUGUUGAGACCCGGUGCUUCCUCGCCACCUACCUUGACCUGAUCCGCAAACGUGCCGAUGGAACUCUCUGGACCGGAGCCCGAUGGAUUCGCGAGUUCGUAAACAAGCAUCCUAGCUAUAAGCACGACAGUGUUGUCUCCGAAGAAAUCACCUACGACCUCGUCAAAGCCGUCGAAGAAAUGACAGCUAAGGAGGGCAAGCAUGGCUCUGUUGGGUGGGAACUCCUUCGGGGCAAGAACUAG
Messenger RNA from Penicillium argentinense, 1989 nucleotides. RefSeq names its product glutamate--cysteine ligase. Lineage: Eukaryota; Fungi; Ascomycota; Eurotiomycetes; Eurotiales; Aspergillaceae. Gene Ontology annotation, biological process: glutathione biosynthetic process. The record is from RefSeq and is a predicted model, not a curated record. Gene Ontology annotation, cellular component: glutamate-cysteine ligase complex. Gene Ontology annotation, molecular function: glutamate-cysteine ligase activity. The transcript has 8 exons. Bases 1 to 1989 code for a protein of 662 amino acids.